GUGCGCUUCGGUUCACGAGCGUGCUGGGAUAUAUGCGACUCACUUCGCGUGCGAUUGUCUUAAACUUUGCUCUUGCUCUCACACUCUUGACUCUGACUUCAUCCGCCCACUCGAUCGAUACUUUUGCACAAGACGUCCACCUGAUUCCAAAGGGGAGAAGCCAAUCACCCGCGCGUUCGCAGCCCCGAUCUUGAAAGUGAGGUGAAUGUGAAUGUGCAUGAAGCUAUCUCGGUCAAAUGGUCGUCGAUGG
Messenger RNA from Ceraceosorus guamensis, 250 nucleotides. RefSeq lists its product as hypothetical. The transcript has a single exon. Lineage: Eukaryota; Fungi; Basidiomycota; Exobasidiomycetes; Ceraceosorales; Ceraceosoraceae. Bases 33 to 194 code for a protein of 53 amino acids. The record is from RefSeq and is a predicted model, not a curated record.